AUGCAUCGCCAGCGGAUCACUCUUUUCUCGGCUGCAGACGCCAACGCUAUGGCGCUACGAGAACGUUCCAGUGUGAUGUUGGGCUCCAGUCGCGGUCCCAAUCGCUACGACAACCGCGCGCAGUCGUACAGUCUCCGCCCGAGUACUACCGUCUAUGGCCACGAAGGUGAAGACUUUUUUGAUGGAUCAGUUAGUUGUUCGUCUGUCACAGAACGUAGCGGCACCGGCAGUGGGGCCCCGAACCGCACACGUCUUAGUGUGUCACCAGACCUCACCUGUGCCUUUGAGGACAUCUUUGAGACCGACUGGGAAGGUUACAUCUGGAAACAGGGACAUGUUGUACGCUCGUGGCGAUACCGCUACGCUGUGCUCUCGGGGACGACCUUUAGUUAUUAUGUGAGCAAGGACAUGGCCAAGACAGACACGGAAAAGUUUCGUGGCCGUGUAACGGUCACGGGGGCCUCACGUGAUCCCAAUCGCUCCAAUGGUGUGCUCAUUACCACUACGAUUAACAAAAUCUUUGCCAUGUACACGCGCUCUAGCAUUGAGUGCGAGAUUUGGGUCAAAAUGUUGCAACAGACUGUGCAAAACGCUAGCGGACAGAAGCCCGGACAGAGCUUUAGUGGCGCGUCUAAUGGACGUGACUCUGAUCCUCAAAGUGGACGUGUGUCUCAGUGGAACCCUGGGGCUAGUACCACACUCCCCUUUUCAGCGGGGAACUCGUUGUCUCAGACUGUACGAUCGUCAGGGGACUGGAAAGCUCGCAACUUGGCGACUAUUAAGCAGUUCUACUCCAUGUGGACGACUCAGUUCUUGGAACAGACGGGCGUCGACGAUUCGGCGGCAAACCUCAUUUCGCUCUUCCCGAUCUGCUCACCCGACAUGAUCGUAUCGGUCAGUUACCCGUGUGAGUUCUUGCCCUCAACAAAGUUCUACGGACGAGAAGGUCUUGUCGGCGUUGUGCUGGGCUUUUCGCGUUUCGUGCUGUUCAAGAGAUUUGCCGUGUCCCGAUACAUGACCACGAAGCAGCCAAAUGUGCUACAAGUGCUGGCUGCUGGUACGAUUUGGAACAAGUCGCUUAAGCGCGAGUUCACGUUUACCACGCGUGACGAGAUCCAGCUGAGCCCUGGUGGCCGUGUACUGGGUCUUCAGAUGCAGAUUGAAGUCGACAUUGCUGCUUUUCAAAUGACGGACGCGGAACGGAAAGCUGCUAAGGCGGAACGUGCGUUCCAGGCCUCAACAUCGAAGCGUGUUUUGUCCUUGUCAAUCCAGCAUUUUCACGUGAAUCGUGUUUUGGGCAAGGGAACAUUUGGCACGGUGGUACUAGCUGAGCGCAAAAACACGGGCGAGAUUUUUGCAGUGAAAAUUUUGGAAAAGAGUUCAAUGUCGAAUUACGAUAAGGUGCGUACGAAGACGGAGAUGCGAAUACUGCGUGACGUGCAUCACCCGUUCAUUGCGCCACUACGCUUUUCAUUUCAAAGCCAGUCUCGAGUUUUCUUGGGCAUGGACUACUACCCUGGUGGCAGCUUAUAUACGCACAUGAACCGCUUCUCGAAUAACAAAGAGCACCGUGUGAAGAUUCUGCUUGACCUGGACCGUGUCAAAUUUUACGCCGCUCAGAUUGUGCUAGCCCUGUCGCACUUACACGCGUGCGACAUUGUGUACCGUGACCUCAAGCCUGACAACAUAAUGCUUGACGCUGAUGGCAAUGUUGCGCUGGUUGACUUUGGCCUUUCAAAAACGAAUGUAAACCAAAUGUCGGGUGCUCGUACAAUGGCGGGCUCACCGGCAUAUACGGCCCCUGAGCUGCUGAAGCCGAAGCGUUCGCGUGACUAUGGCAAGGCUGUUGAUUGGUGGUGCCUGGGAAUCUUGCUGUACGAGAUGUUGCUUGCAAAGCGACCGUUCCAUCACCUAAACGUGUCAGUGCUGUACAAGCUUAUCGAGAAGGAGCCUGUGAAAUUUCCGUCCAAGUGUGGCAUUAAUCCGGAGGCUCGUAGCCUCAUUCUGGGCUUGCUGGAGAAGGACCCGAACAAGCGUCUCGGUGCACAUCAGACCAGCGACAUUCUGACGCAUCCGUUCUUCAAGGAUGUUCGAUGGAGCAUGGUCCUACGUAAGAAGAUCACUCCGCCUUGGGUUCCAGCACCCAUGUCAAAGGCGGAGGAACGAAUGAAGAGCCCCGACAUAAACUUUGACAAGUACCUUGCCUCGAAGACGGCGUCCACGGGCAAUAUCUUCAGCAUCAUUUUUCCAUGGAAAACCCCUCGCAAUCGCAGCCGUCGAGCUAGAUCGGAAAUGGAUCAUGACUCAUUCGGCAAGUUUAGUUACGUGAGUGACACGACCAACUCGUUCCUCGUGGACGAAGAUGAGAUGCUUGACGCUGCUUUUACAGGCCGUCGUAGCGUCCAAUUGCAUACUUUGGCAGGCGAAGCUUGA
Molecule: messenger RNA, 2433 nt
Organism: Peronospora farinosa
Lineage: Eukaryota; Oomycota; Peronosporomycetes; Peronosporales; Peronosporaceae
Source: the annotation of a GenBank genome assembly